This is a messenger RNA of Bombus terrestris (buff-tailed bumblebee), 1691 nucleotides long. It is a transcript of the gene TRAM, whose product is annotated as translocating chain-associated membrane protein 1. The record is from RefSeq and is a predicted model, not a curated record. Bases 148 to 1281 code for a protein of 377 amino acids. The transcript has 7 exons. Gene Ontology annotation, biological process: SRP-dependent cotranslational protein targeting to membrane, translocation; protein insertion into ER membrane. NCBI's taxonomy places the organism in Eukaryota, Metazoa, Arthropoda, Insecta, Hymenoptera, Apidae. Gene Ontology annotation, cellular component: endoplasmic reticulum membrane.
GUGCGCAACGUGUGUUGCGUUUUUGCCUAUAGUAUAUGUAUAUAGGUUAUUGGUAUAAUUGAGUACACGUUGAAUUAUUUGACGGUACUUCCAAUAAGUCGUUGACGCGUGUGGUCACAAGAACGGUACUUUUAAUCGCGGAAAAUAAUGGUUGUGGUAAAAGGUCGCAAGAAUUCAAAUAAAAAUCCUCCUAUAUUCAGUCAUGAAUUCGUUAUCCAAAAUCAUGGAGAUAUUGUUUCUUGUGUGGCUAUGAUCUUCGUAACGGGUUUAAUGGUGCAGGCCACAUCACCAUGGGCAUAUACAUUUAUUGCUAUUCAUCACAAUAUAACUUCAGAUAUUGAAGAUCCGACUAUGCCAAUGAAAUAUACUACUGGUUGGAAAGAUGCAUGUGCUGUAUUUUUCUCUCUCUUGAUAACAAUUGUAAUGCACGCCGUAUUUCAAGAUUAUAUAUUUGAUAAAGUUUCAAAACGUCUACAUCUUAGUAAAGUAAAACUUGCUAAAUUUAAUGAAUCCAGUCAACUUGUUGUAUUUUAUAUACUGUCUAUUAUAUGGGGUAUAGACAUAAUUAUCAGAGAGAACUUGUUAUUAAACAUACCUUUAUUGUGGAAGGAAUACCCUGUGCCAAUGUCUUUUUCCUCAAAAUUGUUCUUUAUUUGUCAACUUGCUUAUUGGUUGCAUUGUUACCCUGAAUUAUAUUUUCAAAGAGUAAAGAAGGAAGAUAUACCUCCUCGAGUUGUACAAGCAACUAUUGGAUUCUUUUCCACUGUUGCAGCUUAUAUCUUUAAUUUCCAGCAAGUAGGAAUCUUACUAUUAGUUUCACAUUACAUAGGAGAUGCUUUGCUUCAUGGAGCUAGGCUUGUACAUUUUGUCGGUAAAAAAGAAAAGGUGACAAAAAUGGCAUUCCUCGUUGCUAACUCGGUGUAUGUUUUCGUACGCGUGGCAACGUUGACUAUUGCAACGUUAGUGUUUCUGUAUGGUUUGGGCCAAAUUGAAAGUGUAUUCAAUUUCGCAACUGGAAAUUUUAAUAUUCCAGUCAUAAGGUUUACAGCUUUGACCUAUAUCAUUAUCUUCCAAACGUACCUUUCUUAUGUAUUUAUUUCGAGGCAACUUAAGCGUGCCCGUGAAAAUGUAGUUCCUAUACAAGCAACAGUAAAAUCAAAACAAAAGCCAAGGAAAAAAGAAGGAAAAAAAAUUGCCACGUCCGAGGAUGACGAUCUGCCGGAAGUUGACCAAGCGACUAAGAAAAAUCUUAGAUCUCGUUCAUCUACGAAAGCUAAAUAAAUAUGUAGUAAAGUAAGAAAUUUUUAUCUAAGGCUGAUUACACAAAAGUACCUAUUUCAUUUAUCUAUGUUUGUAUUGUAAAUAAGGUUUCUGAUAUUAGUAUUUAUGAAAAUUUCCAUUAUGUUAAUAUCAUUUUAAAAUGCGAAUUACCAUGUGACCUUCACAUAUAUAUUUCACGUUUGUAUUAAGCGUAUAUAAACAUUAGACUUUGUAUGUGAAAGUUUUAUAAUUUUACAUAUUCAAGAGCAUAAUUUACACAAACUUUCCGUUUAUGCUCCGAAAUCAGUAAUUCUUAAUGCGAUUGAUUUAAUAAUCUUAUAUGUAUGAUAUACUUAUACUUCUAUGAUUAUGUAUGACUAUGCUUCACAAUAACAAAAAAAUAUAACAAUAAAGCGUAAAAUAACAUCAUA